AGAUACGCGCAGUAUUGUCAUGAAUGGAGACUAAUAAACCACAAUUUAUGAGAUAAUUCGAGCCGUCGGGGGGCUAAUCACAGCCCUGCCCCGACAGAAAUAGGCAGGUAGCAGGUAACAUACCGCGGCCAUAAAUUACCCAGAGGGUACAUGCCUGCUGUACUUUUGGGCAGGAAACUCGCCCGGAUUCGGUAUGGGAGGUACAAACAGAGUACGGAGUGGUACCUCGGUGGGCUCGGGCUUACCCGUUUGGGGGUUAGCGGCACCACACUAAGAGUGGGAAGACUCGUGGCCGCCACUGGAAUGAUUAUCGCCGUAUUCCUGGGUACGCAAGACCAGACAAGGCAAGACAAGACACCGGACAACUCAAGACAUGACCAGAGACAUGAUGAUGAUUGAUGAUGAUGAUGAUGAUGAUGAUGAUGAUGCGGAUGAUGCUGGUGAACACACUCAACCGCGAUUGGCGAAUCUAAUCCGCUCCAAUCCUAAUGACUUACCAGCUACUAUGCUACUACUCCGUAUAGUACUAUGUUUCCUACGGAAUCCUCCGUGGCUCUGGCAAAACGCCGCCAGAUGUUUCGGUGAAGGCCCUCGGUUCGGACUGGCGUCCCGUGGUUGGUGGGCGCCGGCUGCCCUUUUAGGGGUUCGUUUUUGUUCCUUUCUCAGCAGUGGUUCGGUUAGUGACUGUCGGACCCAGGCUUUGACGCCCCUUGGUUCGAUGCUGCUCUCCUUAGCGGGAACCCAAAUCCCCUGAAGGGGGGGCCGCAAACCACCGCCAACGAGGUUCGUCUUCGGAGGAAUGGCGAUGAUCCUCAUCAUCCACCGCUAGUACUAUGACGAUGAUCCAUGGCGAUGAUGAUGUCGGGGUAUGAUGAUGCUGCUGCUGCUGCUGCUACUGCUGAGAUUGGAUGCCCUUCCUUUGUUGUUGCCACGGCUCAAUCAUCCAUCGCCAGCGUCAGCCGGACGGCUACCAUUUCCACCU
Aspergillus sclerotioniger CBS 115572 is the source of this 982-nucleotide messenger RNA. RefSeq lists its product as uncharacterized. NCBI's taxonomy places the organism in Eukaryota, Fungi, Ascomycota, Eurotiomycetes, Eurotiales, Aspergillaceae. The record is from RefSeq and is a predicted model, not a curated record. The coding region runs from base 374 to 754 and encodes 126 amino acids. The transcript has a single exon.